Molecule: messenger RNA, 771 nt
Organism: Orbilia oligospora ATCC 24927
Lineage: Eukaryota; Fungi; Ascomycota; Orbiliomycetes; Orbiliales; Orbiliaceae
Exons: 1
Coding region: 1-771 (256 amino acids)
Source: RefSeq, a predicted model, not a curated record
AUGAAUGAUCAAGUAAUAGAUCUCAAAAAACAAAAGGCUCUUGACUAUCUUGAACUAUCAUCUUUAAACCAUAAAGGGAUAAAAGGCGGGAGGACACCAGAUACAUCGGCGGAAAAGCGUGAACAGCAAGACGAAUGGCAACGGUGGCCAAUUAGUUCAAUGGCGGAGGUAUUUUCAUGGUGGUCAAAGAAGCAACAGCCGCCUUCUCCCCGACCACCCAAGGCUCGAAGAGUUAUGGCCGAAGAGCCGGAAGAACGCACACGAGCACUGUCAUUAUCACCAAUUGCGGCAUUUGAAGACGCUCUGGAUGAUAAUUCGAGCCAUGCAUCCCUAGAAUCGAGUUUUGGAACCGAUACCGGAUCUCAAGUACCGGGUUCAUCGAACAACCAAAUGUCUGAUCAGCGCAGCCGAAGUAUACAUGGGCAUAUUGGUCACACAAUCCAACCUGCCGUGCCCCUGGAACCCCACGCAUACUUCCCUACAAGUCAAAAUAGUGGAUCUUUGCCUAUAGAUUUUGCCGGGAACUAUGCGGCGAAACUUUACUCCAGACCUUCUACGAGCGGCUCUUCGAUUGUUAGCUAUCCGCCAAUUGUGCCAAGCCAGCUGAACGACCCAUAUACACAAUCUACAGGAAUUCCGACUCAAGUAGCGGCAGCUGACAGCGGACAAUCUUACUCUCGAAAUUCGCAAACGGAUUUACAAGCAACAAAAAAAUAUACAGUCUCAGAGGGUGUACAAAGAGUGCUAGAUCAAAAUUCCGGCUGGUUUUAA